Molecule: messenger RNA, 2837 nt
Organism: Cyprinus carpio (common carp)
Lineage: Eukaryota; Metazoa; Chordata; Actinopteri; Cypriniformes; Cyprinidae
Product: peroxisomal trans-2-enoyl-CoA reductase-like
Biological process (GO): fatty acid beta-oxidation
Cellular component (GO): mitochondrion
Molecular function (GO): 2,4-dienoyl-CoA reductase (NADPH) activity
Source: RefSeq, a predicted model, not a curated record
CAGCAGGAGACAUGAAGCCCAUAAAGCAUAAUCAAUCUCAGACGUGUGCACUGCUGCAGCGGUUUGUGAGCGCGAUGUCAAACGGGGACAGGGUCGUUUUAGCGCUCGGUGGAGCAGGAACUGUCGGCUCCGGGAUAGUGAAAGCUCUCCUGGACAGAGGUUUCAAGGUUGCGGUGGUCUCCAGAGACAGCAGCAAGUUGGAAAAACUCAAGGGCUUUGUUUCACCUAGCACAAAAUGUAACCUGACCACUCUAGUGGGGAAUGUUGGCUCAGAAGAAGGAGUAGAGGAGGUGAAACAGGCCUUGCUCAAGUCUGUGGGUAAGAUCACAGAUGUGGUGUCCUCUCUGGGCUUCAGCUGGUGGCAGGGAGGUCCACCUCACAGCCAGCCCCUCAAAGAGCUGCACUGGGUUAUUGAGACUCUGCUUUUCAGCACCUUUGUGUCUUGGAAAGCGUUCUUUCCCCUGGUGAGAGAUGAUCCUAACUGCACCUACACAUUCAUCACAGGAGGUGCUGGAGAGAAGUUGCUCAUGCCGGGCACAGGGUUCCUGACUGUAGGGGCAGCCAGCGCUCUGGCGUUCUGUCAGGUUCUGCGUGAGGAGUAUCCAGAGGUGCCAUGCAAACUCAACCAGGUGAAAAUCAAUACGGGUGUGGCGGCCCCAGACCGAAUGGCCCCUGGAUACCUGAACCACUUGGAUUUAGGGGAAGCCAUGGCUACGCUGAUAGAGCGCCGCAACACGUCUCACACCGUCUUCCCCGUGAGCUGUCCCGCCGAUCUAAAAACUGUUAUCUUGGAGGGCAGUCUGUAAGCAAGGCCCAUCGGAUUUUCCUCUGUAUUCACUUUAUCCUGUUAGUAUGCGUGUAUUGUUUAAUUGCAUGUCAACAAAACAUUUCUGUAACCCCAGCUUUGUCAUAGUACAGUCAUAGUCUUGAAAUACUCAUUGUGCUCAAAACAUAUCGAUAUAAUAAGCAGUGGAAUGGCACAGAUGCUUUGGAGUGCAGCGGAGCGUAAACGCAGCCCCAGAUAUGUAAGCUUGACAUUGAAGAAGAGAGACACGUGUGAGAACGGAUGUAAAAACAAACUUGGUCUUUUCCGCGGUUAGAGAAAGUGAAAAAACAUGGCAGGUUGUUGGCACACUUGCAUCCCUGUAGCGUGACUCCCUGCCCUCGUUCACUCAAAACUUAUCUGGCUGUUGCUUCCACGGCUCCAAUUAUUCCCAGCCGUGUGGCCCAUAAUAAGCGUGUGAAGGGGGCAAGGGGUUUAGAAAUUGCUGGCCUUCAAACUGAAGGACUUUGUUUGCUGUUAUCAUGAUAUUUGCAUAAACGCUUUAGCGAUAUGAAUGUAAAUUUGCUAUUAAAAGAAUCUGGAUUCAGUGAAGAAAGAAAAGGAGGUGAGAAGGCUGUGGUUUUGCUUUGCAUAGGCUUAUUAAAGAGAUAGUUUGCUUAAAAUUGAAAUUUUUUCACCUUCACGUCAUUCCAAACAUGUAUGACUUACAUUCUUCUGUGGAACAAAAAAGAAAAUCAUUCUUGAAGAAGGAAAACCUUAUAGGCUGGGAAUGAUGUAAGGGUGGGUAAACUAUCCCUUUAAAUCUGAAGUACAUACCAACAAUUCUGUUCACACCACAGAAACAUAGUCUCUGUUACUCCGUUUAGUUCUUGUCUGAGUGAAAACAAUUCAUGGGCGCAUUUAUAUUGCGUGUCUGAGGAAAUUAAAAUAAUAAAAAAAGAGAAAAUCUCCCAGACUCCUGGCCUCUUUGAAGUAGCAAACAACGUGACCUGAGCCACAAAGCCUAGGGUGUGAUAUGACUUCAGUCGCCUGGAUUUCAUUAAAAUCUGGCUUGGAGUCCUUAUUUCAAAAAUAGUUUGGGAAUUGAAAAAUUGAAAACAACGGAAAACAAAGUAUCCACUUUGGCAACCAAUGAUGUCCCUUUUCGUGAGACGGUACACUUUGAGUGCCAGAAAGCCAUUGUUUCUCAUCAAUAUUUUCAAACUGUCAUUAUUUAUUCACUCUCAUGUAAUUCCAAACCACAUUUGUUUUUCUUCAGUGGAACACAAAAACUGAUAUUUUGAACGACAUGAGGUUGAGUUAAUGAGGUUUUCAUUUUUGGGUGAAUUCGCUUUAAUUUUACAAACACAGUUAAAGAGAGAAACGGUCAGGGAUGCAAAAUCUCACAAAAAGUGAGACUGAUUAGGUUAUGAUGUGCAACCAAGUGGCUUUUAUAUGCAAUUUUACACUAUUUAAUUGUCCAUUUCUACAGAUCAAAUUAAAUGCAUACAGAUCAGGGUUUGCAAACUUUCCCUAACCACUCUUGCUGUGUUUUGGUGUUUAACCCCAAGGCUUGUCAUAGGUUAUUUUGGGUGCCAGCUCCAAAACACAGACAGGAAUUGGGGCAUUUAUGUAGAGGGACAAGACAAGUGGACUGGAAGAGAUUUAAAAGGCUGCCCAUAGACAAAGUCACACAGUGAAGCCAUUAGAGUGAUCGUCAUCCACACAGAGGGUAUUCUAGGACAUAGGUUAAGCCUCCUGAUUCAGAGUGGCAUGUUUUCUCCUUCGGCCCAGAAACUUUCGGAACAAUCCAGCCAUCUGCCCAUCAGGGAACUUGACCUCCCUCUGAGCAAUCGCUACUCCCAGCGAUUUCCCCGCCCUUCGAAUUUUAACCAAUCGAUUAAAAGGUAUUAAAAAGCAUGGAAGAUUUAAGAAAAUAAAAGAAAAACACACCCAAAAGGGUUACAUAUGUCUUUAUUGUUAGAAAAUUCACAUGCCGUGCACUUUCAAACCAUGCCCAUGUGCAUUAUCCAAUCCUAAUGAUCGGGUAUAAAGAACUUGGGAAGGUUUUGUA